AUGGAGGUUAGAGUCGAUAAGAGGGUAGAGAACACAAGGACUGCAGUCAAUGUCCGGCCGCCCAGAUAUCGGACGCUUUACGCGUGUGAGGGCUCAUCCCUGGAGAUCGUGUGCGAAGAGGGAACUCAUAUCAACCUAAUCCGAGCCAAUUUCGGCAGGUUCUCCAUCUCCGUGUGCAAUGACAACGGAAACGUCGACUGGAGUGUCGACUGUAUGUCUCACCGAUCGUUUCGAGUGAUGCAGGAAAGCUGUGGUAUGAAGAGGUCGUGCAAACUGCCGGCGUCUGCCAACGUGUUCGGUGACCCCUGUUUGGGGACUUUGAAGUAUUUGGAGGCACACUAUCAGUGUAUGCCUGAUUACCCGCAACUGCCGUACUCCACACCCCGUCCUAACUAUUCAUUUAAGAAUCCAUUAAUACCUUCGUAUGAGUCCAACGAUCGUAACCACAACGCCGAGAGCACCGGGUCGUCGCCUAAUCCCAGAAUUAUAUUUCCGGAAUCGUAUAAUCCGUCGCAAAUCAUGCCAUUCCCUGCCAUUGAAAUGGAUUCAAAGGAAUCAUUCGUUAGCGAAACGGCGUCUAAGAAGACAAUAGAGACGAGCGAUAACUCGCAGCCAUUUGAUGGCUAUCCCCGGCUUAAUGAGAACGACAUCCCACCGCCCGUUAAUCCACCGGUGAUUUCGGAUAACGAAACGCCAGUUAUUAACUCAGAAAACGACAAAACAGUGAUAACUAGUGACCAGAAUAAAGAUGACAACAACGCCCGUCAGUACUACUCGUCCACACCAGAGACCAAAUGGAUUAGCGGUGAUUCCGAUAGGGAUUCAAUCAAUACUAAUAAACACAACAAUAAUAAUGAGAACAUUGAAAGUAAUGGCAAUUCCGAUAAUAACGACAACAUUAUAAUGCAUGAGAACAACGAAAGGGCGGUCGACCUAACCCUCGAUCACUGUCAGCCCAGCUUUUCAAGAGGUCUUUCCUGGAACUGGACUCUUGUGGGACACACAGCCAACCAGUCUUGUCCGGGAGGGGCCAAAGGACUGGUCCGCUGGUCGUGUGUCUACUCUAAUGGAAAGCCACAUUGGACUCCAUUAAUGGCCGAUAUGUCCGACUGUUCAUCACUUUGGAUCUCACAUCUCGAGACUCGUGUCAACUCUAACGCAGAAUCUGUGGUCUCAUUAGCCGAUGAAUUGGCCAAAAGUUGCAAAGAGAAGACACUCUUUAGUGGAGACCUGUUUAGAGCCACAGAUAUUAUCAACCAAUUGGUGAUGAGAACAGAGGCCGCCAUAUAUGAGACAUACGAUGAAAACCAAAGACAUCAUGUCGUCAGAGAAAUGCUUAAUUCAUUCGUAGAGCUAUCUGUUCAGGACAUCGUAAGCAGUCUAUUAGAUGAUAACCAAAUGGAGUCGUGGAAUGAACUGUCAACUAAUGACCAAAAAACUGCCAUCAAUUCAAUGUUGAACUCAUUGGAGAGAAUGGCAUUACUGAUGGCCGACACUAAACAGCAAACCAUUGUUUCGAUUCACAUCCGAUCGAUAGCCUCAUUGUCUUAUGGCUUACAUUUGCCACCAAUUGUCGAUACGUCCGAAGAGAUGCCAAACUCGUUGACUCUGCACUCAAAUACCGUAUACCUGUCGCCACAGACUCUCACAGAGUAUUCGUCGACCUUUGGUUUAGUGAAAGUUUUGGCUCAUCUCAUGAAACCAGAGCACGAGGGCUCCGAACACUACCCGGUUAUGAUGACACCGGAUGGUGGACUCACUCCACUCAACUCGACCAGAAUCAUCAAUUCGGAGAUAAUCGGCAUUUUGUUAAACCGCGAGAGGUAUACACCUCUGAGUGAACCGAUUGAGUUCACACUGAAACACCUUCACACUGAAAACGUGACGAACGCUAAGUGUGUCUUCUGGGACAUCGACCGCAGAGACUGGUCAGACCAGGGCUGCCAUACUGUCCGCUCCAACCGGACGCACACACAAUGCAAAUGCAAUCAUUUGACUAAUUUUGCCAUUUUGAUGGACGUCAACAACAUCGAGAUCUCAUCUGGAAAUGAGUUUGCAUUGCGUGUCAUAACAGUGAUCGGUUGCACCUCUCAUUCAGCCUGUGGUCUUCACUACUUCUUUUUGGCCUCAUUCUUAUGGAUGUUCUUCGAGGGCUUUCAGCUCUACGUUAUGUUAAUCGAAGUCUUCGAUCACGAGAAGUCACGAAUCAAUUGGUAUUAUCUGUUGUCAUACGGAGUUCCCGCUAUUUUGGUCAUCAUAUCGGCCAUCAUUGACCCCUUGUCUUACGGAACGUCUAAAUACUGUUGGCUUCGAUCCGAUAAUUACUUCAUUUGGGCUUUUGUUGGACCCGUCAUCGCCAUACUUAUCGCUAAUAUAAUAUUCCUCUCCAUCGCAAUGUCCACAAUGUGUCGACACAUUCCGCACAUCACAUCCAAUAAGACCAAAGAACAGACAAAACUGACAAAUAUUAAGAUUUGGAUUCGCGGAUCACUGGCACUGGUAUUCCUGUUGGGCAUCACCUGGACGUUUGGUCUCCUAUACCUGUCGCGAGAAUCCCUAUUCAUGGCCUACUUGUUCACAAUCACCAAUUCAUUGCAGGGAUUAUUCAUAUUUGUGUUCAAUUGUCUCACUAACGAUAAAGUGAAGGCAGAGUACCGGAAGCUGUUCUCCGCACUCAAUCUGAAGCCAAUAUGUCUCGACUCGACGCCUUCCAAGUCUGUCGACACCACCAGAGAACAGAUGCCUUCGUCAUCGCUGUCCGUCGCCGACCACAGGACCAGUCUUUACGUCAAUAACUCGAGCAAUAUAUCGCAUCCAAAGGACUCGUCAGUCAUUAAUGUGUUUCCGGUGACCAAUGCUGUCAAUUGCGAGCCACUCAUUGGCACAUCUGGUUUACCGCCCAAUGGUCUCAACAUGAGUGCACUGAUGGCCAGCACCGGCACUGAGAGCCCGAAAAUGCGUCGAAUGACUCACAAGUAUUACCUGACGGACGACUCCAGCGAUUACGGCUGCAAACGACUGCAACAGAGCCGGUGUCGCGAGAUCUACGCCCUCCACGGCGGGCCCCACUUGGCCUCCCACUCCCCCAACUUCAUUGAACACAUCUACGAGUGCAUCGAUGAGGACCCAUAUGUCGCCAAACUAUUACUGCCAGCCAUUCAACGCUCACUCGACGGACAACACGUCCGCACUCUUAGCGAUUCGUCGCGUCAUUCAGACAAUAGACCAUUGAUUUCGUGUUCAACGUCUUCGCCCAGAAGUCAUAACUUUCAUAUUCAGCAACAAAACACCGGCAAUCAUUUACCGGCGAUAGUGAAGGACAACACCAACAAUAAGACGACAAUAAUCUGUUCCAACCAUUUGUCGACAUCGAGUCAGCCGACUGUCGCCCUAUUGAAUGGCAAUAAUCAAGUGAUUUGUUGUACGCUUAAUGACCACCAGUUGUGUGAUCACAACAAUCAACAGACAAUUAACAGCCAUUUAAGGCAACAGUAUUUAGUGACAAAUGGUUUAAACAAUUUAAAUAACUGUUUGCCGAAGAAUCGACACCUCAGUAGUGACUGUUAGGACCUGUGGCCACAACUGCACCACAAACUCAUGUGUCAAACAUAUAAAGACUAUUGAAAUCUAAUCAAAAACUGUUUGCUAUAUUGGACUCAAUUCCCAGUUAUUGUGAUCUUUUAGUCUUCAUUCGUGCCAUCAAUGAAGACAUCGUUUUGACGGUUAAUGCGAAAAGCGAUUCAAAACUGGAUUUUGAAAAUAAUUUGUGAUAUUUUUAGACAAACUUUUAAAGAAGUGUUUAAUAUUUGAUAUGAAAUCAUAUUAACUAUGAUUUGGUUAAUAAGUAUUCAAACGAACUGCUCAUCGAUUCAUUAAAUUCUCAUUAAUUUUAUAUAAAGUUUUUGUAUACAAACUAUACAAACAUUUAAU
This is a messenger RNA of Oppiella nova, 3930 nucleotides long. Lineage: Eukaryota; Metazoa; Arthropoda; Arachnida; Sarcoptiformes; Oppiidae. The record is from the annotation of a GenBank genome assembly.